Messenger RNA from Saimiri boliviensis boliviensis (Bolivian squirrel monkey), 11780 nucleotides. RefSeq names its product calcium voltage-gated channel subunit alpha1 E (gene CACNA1E). Gene Ontology annotation, biological process: chemical synaptic transmission; calcium ion import across plasma membrane. The record is from RefSeq and is a predicted model, not a curated record. Gene Ontology annotation, molecular function: calcium ion binding; high voltage-gated calcium channel activity. Gene Ontology annotation, cellular component: voltage-gated calcium channel complex; neuronal cell body; membrane. NCBI's taxonomy places the organism in Eukaryota, Metazoa, Chordata, Mammalia, Primates, Cebidae.
UGCACCCUGCUCGAGGCCGAGGCCUCGGACGAGGUGGGCAUGCUGCCGGCCUCCCCGCGUGCCGCCUCCGGCUUCGACAACUUCUUCCCGGUGCAGGAGGGCGAGGGCCCGGGCUGGGAGGGCGCUGUGGCGCUGGAAGCGGGCUCCGGCCCCUUCCUCCCGGUGAGCCCCGAGGUCAUGAAGCGGCGGCGCGGGGGCCUCAUCGAACAGCGCGACAUCAUCAAGGCCCACGAGGCGCACAAGAUGCAGAGCACCCCGCAGGCCCGGCGCAAGGAAUGGGAGAUGGCUCGCUUCGGGGAGGCGGUGGUCGCCAGGCCGGGGUCGGGCGAUGGAGACUCGGACCAGAGCAGAAACCGGCAAGGAACCCCCGUGCCGGCCUCGGGGCAGGCGGCAGCCUACAAGCAGACGAAAGCGCAGAGGGCGCGGACUAUGGCUUUGUACAACCCCAUUCCCGUCCGGCAGAACUGUUUCACCGUCAACAGAUCCCUGUUCAUCUUCGGAGAAGAAAACAUUGUCAGGAAAUACGCCAAGAAGCUCAUCGAUUGGCCGCCGUUUGAGUACAUGAUUCUGGCCACCAUCAUCGCCAACUGCAUAGUCCUGGCUCUGGAGCAGCAUCUUCCUGAGGACGACAAGACCCCCAUGUCCCGAAGGCUGGAGAAGACAGAACCUUAUUUCAUUGGGAUAUUUUGCUUUGAAGCUGGGAUCAAGAUUGUGGCCCUGGGGUUCAUCUUCCAUAAGGGCUCGUACCUCCGCAAUGGCUGGAAUGUCAUGGACUUCAUUGUGGUCCUCAGUGGCAUCCUGGCCACUGCGGGAACCCACUUCAACACUCAUGUGGACCUGAGGACCCUCCGGGCUGUGCGUGUCCUGCGGCCCUUGAAGCUCGUGUCAGGGAUACCUAGCCUGCAGAUUGUGUUGAAGUCCAUCAUGAAGGCCAUGGUACCUCUUCUGCAGAUUGGCCUUCUGCUCUUCUUUGCCAUCCUGAUGUUCGCUAUCAUCGGCCUGGAGUUCUACAGCGGGAAGUUACACCGAGCGUGCUUCAUGAACAAUUCAGGUAUUCUAGAAGGAUUUGACCCUCCUCACCCAUGCGGCGUGCAGGGCUGCCCCGCUGGUUAUGAAUGCAAGGAUUGGAUCGGCCCCAAUGAUGGGAUCACCCAGUUUGAUAACAUCCUCUUUGCUGUGCUGACAGUCUUCCAGUGCAUCACCAUGGAAGGGUGGACCACCGUGCUGUACAAUACCAAUGAUGCCUUAGGAGCCACCUGGAAUUGGCUGUACUUCAUCCCCCUCAUCAUCAUUGGAUCCUUCUUUGUUCUCAACCUAGUCCUGGGAGUGCUUUCCGGGGAAUUUGCCAAAGAGAGAGAGAGAGUGGAGAACCGAAGGGCUUUCAUGAAGCUGCGGCGCCAGCAGCAGAUUGAGCGGGAGCUGAAUGGCUACCGGGCCUGGAUAGACAAAGCAGAGGAAGUCAUGCUCGCUGAAGAAAAUAAAAAUACUGGAACAUCCGCCUUAGAAGUGCUUCGAAGGGCAACCAUCAAAAGGAGCCGGACAGAGGCCAUGACCCGAGACUCCAGUGAUGAGCACUGUGUUGAUAUCUCCUCUGUGGGCACACCCCUGGCUCGAGCCAGUAUCAAAAGUGCAAAGGUAGACGGGGUCUCUUAUUUCCGGCACAAGGAAAGGCUCCUGCGCAUCUCCAUUCGCCACAUGGUUAAAUCCCAGGUGUUUUACUGGAUUGUGCUGAGCCUUGUGGCCCUCAACACUGCCUGUGUGGCCAUCGUCCAUCACAACCAGCCCCAGUGGCUCACCCACCUCCUCUACUAUGCAGAAUUUCUGUUUCUGGGACUCUUCCUUUUGGAGAUGUCCCUGAAGAUGUAUGGCAUGGGACCUCGCCUUUAUUUUCACUCUUCAUUCAACUGCUUUGAUUUUGGGGUCACAGUUGGCAGUAUCUUUGAAGUGGUCUGGGCAAUCUUCAGACCUGGUACAUCUUUUGGAAUCAGUGUCUUGCGAGCCCUCCGGCUUCUAAGAAUAUUUAAAAUAACCAAGUAUUGGGCUUCCCUACGGAAUUUGGUGGUCUCCUUGAUGAGCUCGAUGAAGUCUAUCAUCAGUUUACUUUUCCUCCUCUUCCUCUUCAUCGUUGUCUUUGCUCUCCUGGGAAUGCAGUUAUUUGGAGGCAGGUUUAACUUUAAUGAUGGGACUCCUUCAGCAAACUUUGACACCUUCCCUGCAGCCAUCAUGACCGUGUUCCAGAUCCUGACCGGUGAGGACUGGAAUGAGGUGAUGUACAAUGGGAUCCGCUCCCAGGGCGGGGUCAGCUCAGGCAUGUGGUCUGCCAUUUACUUCAUUGUGCUCACCUUGUUUGGCAACUACACGCUACUGAAUGUGUUCUUGGCUAUCGCUGUGGAUAAUCUGGCCAAUGCCCAGGAGCUGACCAAGGAUGAACAGGAGGAAGAAGAGGCCUUCAACCAGAAACAUGCACUGCAGAAGGCCAAGGAGGUCAGCCCGAUGUCUGCACCCAACAUGCCUUCGAUCGAAAGAGACAGAAGGAGAAGACACCACAUGUCGAUGUGGGAGCCACGCAGCAGCCACCUGAGGGAGCGGAGGCGCCGGCACCACAUGUCGGUGUGGGAGCAGCGCACCAGCCAGCUGAGGAAGCACAUGCAGAUGUCUAGCCAGGAGGCCCUCAACAGGGAGGAGGCGUCGUCCAUGAACCCGCUCAACCCCCUCCACCCGCUCAGCCCCCUCAGCGCACUCAACGCCCACCCCAGCCUUUAUCGGAGACCCAGGGCCAUCGAGGGCCUGGCCCUGGGCCUGGCUCUGGAGAAGUUCGAUGAGGAGCGCAUCAGCCGUGGCGGGUCCCUCAAGGGGGAGGGAGGGGACCGAUCCGGUGCCCUGGACAACCAGAGGACCCCCCUGUCCCUGGGCCAGCGGGAGCUGCCGUGGCUGGCCAGGUCCUGUCAUGGGAACUGUGACCCGACUCAGCAGGAGGCUGGGGUAGGAGAGGCUGUGGUGACCUUCGAGGACCGGGCCAGGCACAGGCAGAGCCAGCGGCGCAGCCGGCAUCGCCGCGUCAGGACAGAAGGCAAGGAGUCCUCUUCGGCCUCCCGGAGCAGGUCUGCCAGCCAGGAACGCAGUCUGGAUGAAGCCAUGCCCGCUGAAGGGGAGAAGGAGCACGAGCUCAGGGGCAGCCAUGGUGCCAAGGAGCCGACAAUCCAAGAGGAGAGAGCCCAGGAUUUAAGGAGGACCAACAGUCUGAUGUUGUCCAGGGGCUCCGGGCUGGCAGGAGCCCUUGAUGAGGCAAACACCCCCCUAGUUCUGCCCCAUCCUGAGCUGGAAGUGGGGAAAGAUGCGGUGCUGACGGAGCAGGAGCCCGAAGGCAGCAGUGAGCAGGCCCUGCUGGGGGAUGUGCAGCUAGACAUGGGCCGCGUCAUCAGCCACAGCGAGCCGGACCUCUCCUGCAUCACGGCCAACACGGACAAGGCCACCACCGAGAGCACCAGUGUCACCGUCGCCAUCCCUGACGUGGGCCCCUUGGUGGACUCAACCGUGGUGCACAUUAGCAACAAGACGGAUGGGGAAGCCAGUCCCUUGAAGGAGGCAGAGAUCAGAGAGGAUGAGGAGGAGGUGGAGAACACGAAGCAGAAGAAGGAGAAACGUGAGACAGGCAAAGCCAUGGUGCCCCACAGCUCGAUGUUCAUCUUCAGCACCACCAACCCGAUCCGGAGGGCCUGCCACUACAUCGUGAACCUGCGCUACUUCGAGAUGUGCAUCCUCCUGGUGAUCGCGGCCAGCAGCAUCGCCCUGGCGGCGGAGGACCCCGUCCUGACCAACUCGGAGCGCAACAAAGUCCUGAGGUAUUUUGACUAUGUGUUCACGGGCGUGUUCACCUUUGAGAUGGUUAUAAAGAUGAUAGACCAAGGCUUGAUCCUGCAGGACGGGUCCUACUUCCGAGACCUGUGGAACAUACUGGACUUUGUGGUGGUCGUUGGCGCAUUGGUGGCCUUUGCUCUGGCGAACGCUUUGGGAACCAACAAAGGACGGGACAUCAAGACCAUCAAGUCUCUGCGGGUGCUCCGGGUUCUAAGGCCACUGAAAACCAUCAAGCGCUUGCCCAAGCUCAAGGCCGUCUUCGACUGCGUGGUGACCUCCUUGAAGAAUGUCUUCAACAUCCUCAUUGUCUACAAGCUCUUCAUGUUCAUCUUUGCUGUCAUUGCGGUUCAGCUCUUCAAGGGAAAGUUCUUUUAUUGCACCGACAGUUCCAAGGACACAGAGAAGGAGUGCAUAGGCAACUAUGUAGAUCACGAAAAAAAUAAGAUGGAGGUGAAGGGCCGGGAAUGGAAGCGCCAUGAAUUCCACUAUGACAACAUUAUCUGGGCCCUGCUGACCCUCUUCACCGUCUCCACAGGGGAAGGAUGGCCUCAAGUUCUGCAGCACUCCGUAGAUGUGACAGAGGAAGACCGAGGCCCAAGCCGCAGCAACCGCAUGGAGAUGUCGAUCUUUUAUGUGGUCUACUUUGUGGUCUUCCCUUUCUUCUUUGUCAAUAUCUUUGUGGCUCUCAUCAUCAUCACCUUCCAGGAGCAAGGGGAUAAGAUGAUGGAGGAGUGCAGCCUGGAGAAGAACGAGAGAGCGUGCAUCGACUUCGCCAUCAGUGCCAAACCUCUCACCCGCUACAUGCCGCAGAACAGGCACACCUUCCAGUACCGCGUGUGGCACUUCGUGGUGUCUCCGUCCUUCGAGUACACCAUUAUGGCCAUGAUCGCUUUGAACACCGUCGUGCUGAUGAUGAAGUAUUACUCUGCUCCCUGUACCUACGAGUUGGCCCUGAAGUACCUGAAUAUUGCCUUCACCAUGGUGUUUUCCCUGGAAUGCGUCCUGAAGGUCAUCGCUUUUGGCUUUUUGAACUAUUUCCGAGACACCUGGAAUAUCUUUGACUUCAUCACCGUGAUUGGCAGUAUCACAGAAAUUAUCCUGACAGACAGCAAGCUGGUGAACACCAGUGGCUUCAAUAUGAGUUUUCUGAAGCUCUUCCGAGCUGCCCGCCUCAUCAAGCUCCUGCGUCAGGGCUAUACCAUACGCAUUUUGCUGUGGACCUUUGUGCAGUCCUUUAAGGCCCUCCCUUACGUCUGCCUUUUAAUUGCCAUGCUUUUCUUCAUUUAUGCCAUCAUUGGGAUGCAGGUAUUUGGAAACAUAAAAUUAGAUGAGGAGAGUCACAUCAACCGGCACAACAACUUCCGGAGUUUCUUUGGGUCCCUAAUGCUGCUGUUCAGGAGUGCCACAGGUGAGGCCUGGCAGGAGAUCAUGCUGUCGUGCCUCGGGGAGAAGGGCUGUGAGCCUGACACCACCGCACCGUCGGGGCAGAAUGAGAAUGAGCGCUGUGGCACCGAUCUGGCCUACGUGUACUUCGUCUCUUUCAUCUUCUUCUGCUCCUUCUUGAUGCUCAACCUGUUCGUGGCCGUCAUCAUGGACAACUUUGAGUACCUGACUCGGGACUCCUCCAUCCUGGGCCCUCACCACUUGGACGAGUUCGUCCGCGUCUGGGCAGAAUAUGACCGAGCAGCAUGUGGCCGCAUCCAUUACACUGAGAUGUAUGAAAUGCUGACUCUCAUGUCACCUCCGCUAGGCCUCGGCAAGAGAUGUCCCUCCAAGGUGGCAUAUAAGAGGCUGGUCCUGAUGAACAUGCCAGUAGCUGAGGACAUGACGGUCCACUUCACCUCCACGCUUAUGGCUCUGAUCCGGACAGCUCUGGACAUUAAAAUUGCCAAAGGUGGUGCAGACAGGCAGCAGCUAGACUCGGAGCUGCAAAAGGAGACCCUAGCCAUCUGGCCCCACCUAUCCCAGAAGAUGCUGGAUCUGCUUGUGCCCAUGCCCAAAGCCUCUGACCUGACUGUGGGCAAAAUCUAUGCAGCAAUGAUGAUCAUGGACUACUAUAAGCAGAGUAAGGUGAAGAAGCAGAGGCAGCAGCUGGAGGAACAGAAAAAUGCCCCCAUGUUCCAGCGCAUGGAGCCCUCAUCUCUGCCUCAGGAGAUUAUUGCUAAUGCCAAAGCCCUGCCUUACCUCCAGCAGGACCCCGUUUCAGGCCUGAGUGGCCGGACUGGAUAUCCUUCGAUGAGUCCACUCUCUCCCCAGGAGAUAUUCCAGUUGGCUUGUAUGGACCCUGCCGAUGAUGGACAGUUCCAGGAACAGCAGUCUCUGGAGCCAGAGGUUAGUGAAUUAAAAAGCGUGCAGCCCUCUAACCAAGGCAUCUACCUUCCUUCGGACACCCAGGAGCAUGCGGGAUCUGGGAGGGCAUCUUCUAUGCCACGUCUGACUGUGGAUCCCCAGGUGGUGACAGACCCCAGCUCCAUGAGACGUUCGUUUUCCACUAUUCGGGAUAAGCGUUCAAAUUCCUCGUGGUUGGAGGAAUUCUCCAUGGAGCGAAGCAGUGAAAAUACCUACAAGUCCCGUCGCCGGAGUUACCACUCCUCGCUGCGGCUGUCAGCCCACCGCCUGAACUCUGAUUCAGGCCACAAGUCUGACACUCACCGCUCGGGGGGCAGGGAGAGGGGACGAUCAAAAGAGCGAAAGCACCUUCUCUCUCCUGAUGUCUCCCGCUGCAAUUCGGAGGAGCGAGGGACCCAGGCUGACUGGGAGUCCCCAGAGCGCCGUCCAUCCAGGUCACCCAGUGAGGGCAGGUCACAGACGCCCAACCGAAAGGGCACAGGUUCCCUAAGCGAGAGCUCCAUCCCCUCUGUCUCUGACACCAGCACCCCACGGAGAAGUCGGCGGCAGCUCCCGCCCGUCCCGCCAAAGCCCCGGCCCCUCCUUUCCUACAGCUCCCUGAUUCGACAUGCGGGCAGCAUCUCUCCGCCUGCUGAUGGAAGCCAGGAGGGCUCCCCGCUGACCUCCCAAGCCCUGGAGAGCAACAGCGCUUGCCUGACCGAGUCUUCCAACUCCCCGCACCCCCAGCAGGGCCACCACAUCUCCCCACAACGCUACAUCUCCGAGCCCUACCUGGCCCAGCAUGAAGACUCCCACGCCUCAGACUGUGGCGAGGAGGAGACGCUCACUUUCGAAGCAGCUGUGGCUACUAGCCUGGGCCGUUCCAACACCAUCGGCUCUGCCCCACCCCUGCGGCACAGCUGGCAGAUGCCCAACGGGCACUAUCGGCGGCGGAGGCGCGGGGGGCCUGGGCCAGGCCUGAUGUGUGGGGCUGUCAACAACCUGCUGAGUGACACGGAAGAAGAUGACAAAUGCUAGAGGCUGCUCCCCCCUCCGAUGCAUGCUCUUCUGUCACAUGGAGAAAACCAAGACAGAAUUGGGAAGCCAGUGCGGCCCGGGGGGGAGGAAGAGGGAAAAGGAAGACGGAAGGACACCAUGCAUUAUCAGAGACGUGGAAGUAAAGGACAUUCGGAACAGCAGUCAAACCCACCAAACUGCUUUAUUCCCCUUUGCAAGAUGGGCACUGCCAUAGGUCUGCCUCUUUGCUGGGGAAAGAAAACACAGGAACGUGGAGGGUUAUUCCUGUGGGAGAAGGGACACAAGGAUGGCUUUGCUUCCCUUUGCCCCUUCCCACUCUUCUAAAAGCCGUGGAGGGAUCGAGCUGGCCUACGUCUACACUCGGUGCCCUGAGAAGCCCGGGAGACUUUCUGGCUCUUAACUGGGGAGUAGUGGAGACCAUAGGAGAGGACUCUCCUCCCUCGCCAGCUCUUAACGCCUCGCCCAGCACCACUGCCACCGGGGCAACGGCAGUGGUAUCUCAUGCAUUACCUUGUGGCUUGCUUCUGCCAGGGCGGCGCAGGCUAAGUCAGGAACAUCGGAUGCCAGGGAGGGAGGAGAAAGCUGAGGCGAAAACGGUCAGGGUGCUGAGGCGACAGCAGCAAGCGCGGGUCUGGGUGAGAAAAGCCACAGCCCGGCAGCCCCUACCAUGAGGGAGACAUUCAGAGAAACAGAACUGGUGGUGCUGGGGGUGUAGCCCCCCAUCCCUGAGGCCUGUCACCCACACAGCAGGUGCUGAGUGUUAGGACAGGUCAGGCCGUCCCUCAGGGUCCACAAGGUGCCUGAGGCUCUGGUAAGGGCGAAGGUCAAAGUAUUGAACCACCGCUCUGGCAUCAGUGGAAGUGGAGUUUGGUCCUAGCGCUGCAUCCCAUGCUGUUCCAGCCCUGGGCUCUUUAGAUGCUGGUCAGCAGGGGACCCUGAGGGUGUGGGUGGAGUAGCAGGGGCCACCUAAGGGACUCAAAACAGAGUCUGUUUUCCAACCAGUGUAGAAGCAAUCAAAUAGCUGUAACAGUGCUCUGGCCACACCAGCACAUCCUGGCUGAGCGUCAGCCCGCACUCUGGUCCAUGAGGCAGCAAGGCCAAUGCUGUGCCAAGCCCAGCAAGGCCAAGUGCAAAGGUCUAGCCUUUCCUGCCACUCCCCCGACAGGGGAGAACACACAUAUCCAAGUAGGCUAUCCGCCACUGGGUAGGGACUUCCGUAAAGACGGGAAAGGCUGAUAGACUGAAAUCAGCUUCUGGGAACGUCUGGAUAAUUACUGAGGACCUCCCAUGAGGAGGGACCACUGGGACCGCAGCUUCAGCAGCUGGUGUGGGGUUCGGGUCAUUUUGUCAGGAUGCUUUAAGGUGAUUAGUAAAUAUACCUCAGCUUAGAGCUGGGCUGCUGCUCCCAGCAAAGCAGGCUCCAGUGGGGCCUCAUCAUGCAGUAUGACAAGACUGGGCCCCGGUCACCUUGAAUAUUCCCCUGAGCCAAAAUCGGGCUUCACCCCUCCCCAGAGUAAGAGCUGGAGCAGACAGUCCCACCCCGUCAUUCCGAACUGGCCAAACAAACGCAGAAGCACUGAGCAAGAGAGCCCUUUCUUGCCAAGCCGGCGCUCUUGUGCCAUACGGCAUACAGCUCCAUCGGAGGGGACAUAUCACUGGCUUUAUGUGGUGGAAAUGUACCUUCCCCUUCAGUCCCUUGUUAGUGCCAUCACAGCAGGUGAACGGAUGCCCGACAGGGCCCUCCUUUCCCCACCAGGACAGUUGGAGCCUCCCACCCAGGAUCCUGAGGACCCCAGCACUGAGCACUCAGUGGAUAAACACCCCUCUAGCCCCGACACAAUCCUCCUCUCGGGCAGGAGCGAUCCAGAGCUGUUAUUUUUCUUGUAAGGAGCCUAUUUUUUCCCUAUUUUUUAAUUGAAAUAUAAAUAAGGCAUAGCUGCAUCAGCCCUGAAAAGCCAGAUUCAACCACAUGGCUGGAAAAAUUGUCACGGUCCUGCCUUCUCUUACGAUAUUGACGGAGCUUCAUGACCCACAGUCAGCCCCCAAACCAAAGUUGUCCCAACCCAGGAGGCCAGUGAGGCAGAGACAGAGCUCUCCCACCCUCAAACCCUCUUUCAUCUCCAUUUUCCUCUCCUACUUAGCACUUGCGUGCUUGAGGGUGGCUGGGAAUGCGAUAUACGUACGACACCCCGAUCCUAACGGGUGUCAUCCUUACGUAACACUCUGACGCUGGGCCUCAUAUUGCUUUUCAAGUUUCCUCUGCUCAGCGUCAUUUCAUGCCAAAGUGCUGCUGUGGGCUGCUUUGUGUGCACAAAAUUGCUUUUUCCACCUUGGAAAUGCAGCUUUCCCUAGGGGAAGGCCUACAACAGGACUGACCAUUCUGAGCCAGUGAGUCUAUUGCAUGGUGUUUUGAGAAAGGGAAUCGUAGUGAUAACCUUGUGCCAUUUCAACAGGAGAAAUGUAGGCUGGCAGAGCAAUUCCCAGAAAUGGAAUUUGCCUGCAAAUAGUAUAAACACUAAAUUUACUGUGCCAGGAAACCUUCCUGAACGCCUUGAACUCAUACACACAAGUAUUUGAGUCCUCAAUAAAGUGUUGGCAAGCGCUGCAGAUGCGGUCACCUGACUGACCACCUGGUUUUUCUUUUGCCAGUGGAUUUCUUUUAUUCCCUUCCCUUGACCAAGAAAUUGGGUUUCUUUCCCCUUACCCUGCACUUCCUCUUCUAUUAAGACCAGAAAAUAAAAUAAUUUUCUGUUGAGUCACAAACUCAUUUUCAUCAUCUCGUUUGGUUUGCUGCUGCCUCUGAACAAAAGUGAAUGCCAGCUUUCCCUCGCUAGGUGUCAGAGUCUGCCUCUUCACUUUCCCUUGAAAAGAGGCCCCUCUAGACCCCCAAACCUAUUCUUUUCUCCGGUUAAAAAUCACAGCAGUAUCUUGAGAAACUCCAUGCAAAAAAAAGACUACAACCAGCCUUCGAGAUGAUGUACCGCAAGAUCAGGUUUGGGCACUGGAGGUCCCCGCAGAAGACUCAAGUCAUAUGUUUAGUUUCUCUGGCUAAUGUUGUCUUCACCAACUCCCCAGCGUAAAGACAAGGGGAAGGUAAAAGGAGGAGGAAGGAAAACCAAGGCAGAGAGAUGUUCUAAAUAGGUUUGCAUUUUCGAUCCCCCUCUUUUCACCUAAGGCUCCAAGAGAGACUCCCAGGUAGGGAAUGCAUGUCUGUCUCUUUCUCUGUCUCCCCGUCUCCUAGAGGACAGAGUGCCAGUGACCAUUCGACAGGGGUAGGGCUCCAGCCAAGGUGCCCCUGAGCCAGGGUCAGCGUAGAAUUUCUGGCCCCGUGAAGGGCUCAGCCCCUCUAGCGUCCCCUUGGCUCCACCUGAGUCAUGAACACAAUGGGAGUCUGGGCUGCUCUUCUAGCUGAAGAAUCUGUUUUUAUUCUGGGCUUCACUUGGAGUCCCUACUCAGCAUCUCUGUAGGGCACUGAGAUCACCAAGAACAUUGCCCAGAAGCUGAACUCGAGAUGUUCUAGAUUUUGACUUCCCUUAACUCUGGGGCCACAAAGAGAAGACCCCAUAAUCCACCUCUCAGCCAGUAUCUCCCUUCCCUACACAGGCUCCUCCCACCCCCAUAGAGCCUACGUGGUGAGCAUGAGGGUCUUGUUAACUCUGUUCUCCCAUCCCAGCCUCUGUUUUGCUGCACGUUAGCACUGAUCCAACUCCUGAGAUGGUUAAUUCUACCCAAUCCGAGCUCGCUCGCUUGCCUGACUGACUCUACCACGCUCUCAGCUACUGCGGAACGUUGCAUUCUAAUGAAAUAAGGUUUGGAACUUACCUGGUGCUCUUCGCAAGAUGACUGAAACAAGGUGUAGGGUGUCGGGGUGGAAGCAAGGCCCACUGCUGGAUGAAAGCUCACCGCAGGGCAAGGAGGUCUCUCCUGGCGUAAUGGAACACAAGUAUCAAUUUUGAUUUUUAAAAAUUUUUCCUUACAUCCUAUUUCUCAAGCCCUCUGGAUGUUUCAUUCUUGGACAGAGUGUUUCUUUAGUGGGUGGGGCCAAGGAUGGGUUGAGAGAUGAUUUCUCAGCUCAUUUUAUAAGAUAUAAAUAUUAUGAGGUUGUACGCAAAGAAAGGGCAAAUGUAUAGCAGAAGGGGAGCAGACAGCUACCUUUCAGGGAUUGUGAGACUUGAAGGUUAAGGAAUUUUUACUGCUAUUUUUGUUCAUCAGUUUCAUGUCUGUUACGUUGUGAGACCCUCGGAGGCCUAGGGCUAGUGUGGCCAAGAAUCCUGGUGAGAGGCGUUUGCAUGCCUUGGGGUGAACUCUUCCCCUGUAGCUCUGUCACCCAGCUUGCAAGUCCUUCCCUCCCAGAUCCCAGAGCGAUGGGCACUGUCCAGGAGAUGCAGCAGAGGACUUAAUGACGCUGGAAAGAAGGAAGAUGUAGGUGCCUGGCAAGUGGCCAGACAGGGCAUGAUGGUUUGACUCCAGAGUCUCUAUAGAAUCAGGUUCAGGUUUGGAUAACUUUUCUUUAAACUAUUUCCACGCUGAGGCUUUCAUUUAAAAAAAAAAAAAAA